CUGACACGUAACAAUCCUGCGUAAAAUUUAAGGAAGAAGUUACAUCUUUUCCUUGAGUUGAGAGUCUAUACGGCUGCGUCGAGUGCGACUCGAUGCACAAUUGACCUGUCCCGGACCAGAGGCCUGUUCGGACGCUUGCUUGAAGCGACGCGGGGCUGUGAGACAGAGGAGCCGACGCACAAGAUGAGAUUUUCAGCGUUUAUUUCUGUCCUGCGGUCGGUCGGCCCGGUGGUGAUCGGUAUUUCUUUAGGGUUCACGUUGAGUUUGUUGAGUGUAAACUGGACGGAAGAAGCGUGUUACUUAGACGGUAAGGAGGGAGAGGAGGUGACUUUGGGUCAGGAUGAGCAGCUCAAAGGAGCCCGAAAGCCCAACUCUAUCUCCACCAUCAACGAUGUGGAGUCUGAAGAGGAUUUUGAACCAAGAAUAGUCCCAUACAAACAAGUCCAACAGAGUGCCCCAAAGAAAGUUUUCAGGGCUAAAUACAUAAGCACAGAGUUGGGGAUGCGAGAGCGUCUGUUCGUCGGGGUCCUGACAUCCAAAAACACCAUUAACACUCUGGGGGUAGCUGUCAAUCGCACCAUCAGCCAUCACCUGGACACUGUGAUCUUCUUCACCGGCAUGCGCAACCGCAAAGUCCCUCACGGCAUGUUUGUUGUCUCUCACGGAGAUGAGAGGCAGAUAUGGAACAUGUUUCAGAACAUCAAAUACAUCUUAGAUCAUUACAUCAAUGAAUACGACUGGUUUUACUUUGUCCAAGACGACGCCUACACGGAGGCUGACAGGAUCAAAUCCCUGGUGGAUCACCUGAGUAUGGAUCGAGAGCUCUACAUGGGCAGUCCUGAGGAGUUCAUAGGUGGAGAAAUGGAGGGGAAGUACUGCUACGGAGGGUUUGGGUACAUCCUGUCACGCACCUUGCUCCUCAGACUGCAGCCCUUCCUGGAAAACUGUAGGAAUGACAUCCUGAGCGCGAGGCCCGACGAGUGGCUCGGGAGAUGCAUCAUUGAUUACACCAACACAAACUGCGUCGGUGAAUAUGAGGGGCUUCAGUACCACCAUUAUGAGUUGGGAAAAAACUCUGAUCCGAACAAAGAACAAAGUGAACAGUUCAAGAGAGCUCUGACUGUCCAUCCAGUGUCUGACCCUGAGCAGAUGUACAGGCUGCACAGAUACUUCACUGAGAUUGAACUCCAGAAGACUUACGAUGAGAUUGCUAAGCUGCAGGCAGAAAUAAAGAACGUCAGUGUUGUUGCCUUUGAGGGCAACCGAAGCGCCCAGUGGCCCGUGGGGAUCAAUCCAUCUUUUGAACCUAAAUCUCGGUUUGAAGUUCUGAAGUGGGAAUACUUUACUGAGGAGGAGAUUUAUUCAUGCAUCGACGGUCCUCCAAAGUGUGAGCUGCAGGGUAUUGACCGCAUGGAUGUGGCUGAUGUCAUUGACAUAGCCGUGAUAGAGCUGAACAAGAAGUACAAGCCCGUCCUGCACCUGAAGAAGCAGCAGCUGAUUAACGGGUACAGGCGCUUCGACCCUGUCAGGGGUAUGGAGUACACCUUGGACCUUCAGCUGGAGGUGGUUAACCAAAAAGGUCACAGCCGUUCCAUCACCAAGCGAGUUCAUCUGGUACGACCUUUGAGUCGGAUUGAGAUCAUCCCCAUGCCCUACGUUACAGAAGCUACAAGGGUUCACAUCAUUAUACCUCUCACUCUGCAGGACCGGAGCUAUGUUGAUCAUUUCCUGGAAGUCUAUGCCUCAAAUGCUUUUGAGACCAGUGAAAAUGCCAUCCUAACAUUCUUGUUUAUUUAUGACCCCAUGGAAGCACAGCAGGUUAACCAGAAUGAUAUAUUUGCCAGCGUAAAGACUCAGAUAAACACUUAUGAACGCAAAUACCCCACAGUGAAGAUCCCCUGGAUAAGUGUGAAGACAGAAACACCAUCCCAGAUCAAAUUCAUGGACAUCAUCUCAAAGAAGCAUCCAGUGGACUCUCUGUUCUUUUUGGCAAACGUCAACACAAAUGUCAACGCAGAGUUUCUGAACCGCUGCCGUAUGAAUUCCAUAAACAACUGGCAGGUUUUCUUCCCCAUCCAUUUCCAGGAUUUCAACCCUGAUGUGGCCUACCACAACCAGCAGCGCCCGGCCACAGUCGAUCUGGUUAAGGACGCAGGCCAUUUUGACCGCAGGUCAUUUGAAGAAGCAUGUUUUUACAACUCGGACUACAUGGCGACACGCACCCGGAUGGUGGCAGACGUCCAAGAGAAUGAGGAGAUUCUCGAGACCCUGGACAUCUUCGACAUGUUCUUAAAGUAUUCAGAUCUGCACGUGUUCAGGGCAGUGGAGCCAGCAUUGCACCAGCAGUACAGCUACCAAGCCUGCAACCCACGUCUAAGUGAAGACAUCUAUCACAGAUGUGUGCAGAGCAACUUGGAAGGUCUCGGUUCUCGCUCUCAGCUCGCCAUGCUGCUGUUUGAGCAGGAACAAGGAAACAGCACUUGAGAAAACCCAUUAACUUCAGCUGUUGAAAUAGCUGCUUGAUGUGAGCUAGAAUUUGGAACAGUGCAUAUCUGGGGUUUUAGGUUACAUACAUGACCCUGUCUGACCAUCUCCAUUUUUCAGUGUGCAUCAAGGACUAUUCAGUUGAUAGAGUUUUUAGUUAGUUUGAAGAAAUAAAUGCAGUAUAUUCCCAAUGAAACCUUUCCUUAAAUGUUUACAGUACUUGUCCAUACAGAUGAGAGCUAGAACCAAAUAUUUUUGCAACUCUGGCGAUUCUAAAAGCUGCAAUUUUUGACCACUAUGUGGCAGAAACUCACAGCAGCAGAGCCAUGACGUAGUGCUUGCUUAUCCAGUUGUUACGUUUGAGGUGUCCACUGCACAUCCAACGGACACAAGGCUACAUAGGUAACCCGUUAGAGUUGUUGUUCUCGUCAUGCGUCCAGUGCAUUUCCAAUAUUCGCUUGGAUUUUAUCCUGCUUGGUCCAUUAACUCUUGGAAGAAAUAUCUUCAUUUUGACCAUUAUGAGUUGCGGAGGUAUCAUACAGUACAUAAAUUUGAGAUAAGGCUGAGUACAGCUGCUUAUAGUUUUGUUUGGGAGGACUGAAUCAGUUUAACCAAAACAAUGAGUUGAAAGUGUCAAAAUGCCGCAGUGAUUUGUUGAUUCUCAGUGGGAUCAGAAGUACUAGCAGCAUCACUUUCACACUUAUAGAAUGUCAUAAUGUUAAUAUCAAAGAUAUUGUUGAAAUGAGCUUUGUUGUAUAGCUCUAGUGGUUAUAUUAUGUAUAUUAGUAUAAUGCACCACAGGUUGUGUGCCCGUUCACAUUGAAACAUAAAGCUUUUGACAUUUACUGAUUUCAGUAUUUACAAAAGCGCAUCUUUGUAUAUGUGCCUUGACACUGACUUUUCAUACUCAUACAACUGUUUUGCAAGUUGCCCGGUCAGAUGAUGCACAGCUGAUGUUUAUCGUUGGAACAUGAACAAUGGUUGUGAAGGGUUAGGAAAUGUUAUCUUUCGCUGUGGAUAAUGCCUGUUACAUAGCUGGGAGAACUGAAUGGGUACUCUGUUAGCCAUUAAUGUUUUUGUAAAGGGUGACGGGGAAAUAUGAUGAUCACAACCAUCCACAGGUUGUUUAUGUGCCUCAAAGCAGGGAAGAAGAGUUGACAGGAAGUAUCUUCUGUUGGUCUUUUUAGGUCAUUGAUGAGUGUAUGCCAGCAGUGUGUAUUUAAGUUUAAACUUUCUCCGUGAAACCUUUUGAUGUUGCAAGAAAAUUAACAUGCAGAAGGCAAAGGAGAAAUAUGAAUAAUGGGGAGAAAAUCACCUUGGUAAAUGUCUGAAGUGAUUGCAGGUGAGUCCUCAUUGAAGUGGUACUUUAAAACAGGAUUUAAUUAGCUUAGAUGAUUGAAAUUAAGAAUGUAUGAAACUUAUUUUUUCCACUUCGUCAAGUAUAGCAGAAAGUUUUUAUACUUUAAAAGAUGUUUAAAUGUUCCAAAGUGUUUUGGACUGUAUUGUUAAAGAUUUUGUAAGUUAUUGAAUGAUGUCAUUGUCCUUCAUUUCCUGAGCUCAGUUUUAGAAAUGGUUUCUUCCUAAUAGUCUCAGUGCAGUCCAACGGGAGGCCUUUUCUACAUCAUUGAGUGGUGGUUUUGGAGGUAGCGGUACUGGACACCAGAUAGAUAUCGGUUUAUUAUAAUGUGCAAUAUUACAGAUAACACGACUGGCGAGAUGUCCGAUGGAGGGCUUUUAAUUUCAAAGACAUUUGCGUGAAUAUCACAAUACUGUUCCUGAUGUUACACAAAGACUUGUGCUUUCUGUUUGAUGUUAAGUAAAUACACUGUAAUUUCUUUUGAAGAGACCUUUAAUGUAUUUUGCUGACACUAGACACUUUUCAUCAUCAAAUUUACUUUGAAAUAUAUCAAAUUAACUAAGGCAAGUCCUUUAAUAUAACUUUAAUUGGAUUCGAUGUAUUUGUUAGAAACACUACAUCCACAGUCGUGAUGGUCAACAGUGUUUGCUGUAUUUUGAACAAAGACCAUAGAGGUCAUUUUAUAUAACGCAUCUCUGUCUCGAUGAGAGCAGACGACACUAAUAAUGUGCGGAAAUGGAAACUGAUUCUUCCAAAAAAAAAAAAAAACCACUGUGAAAGAUGGAGGGAUUAGAUUACAACAUGAAGUGUGGUAAUCUUUGUCGUCUCUGCCUUCCGUUGACGUGAGACGCUUUGAAUUAAUGGUGCGUGGCAGAUUAAUCAUCCCGUGUUGUUAACACAGCCGCCAUCGCUGAGCGAAGUCUCUAAGUAUUUUGUCCAUAAUUUAUUUAUCUGUAAUUUCUUUAUGAAUUAUGCAGAUUCUGAAUACUUCCGCACUAGCAGAGACUUUCAUGACAUUCUCUGUGUGUAUAAAUAUUUUAUAGACUCUAUUUUUAAGCCUUUUGUAGCUUUAUGUACACAGCAAUUAAUUCAUUAUUUUUGUUGACAAAAUUAAACAUACAUUGUAUCUUAGUUUAUAUUUUGUGCUUUGAAAAUCAUGUCAUUUGACCAUGAAGACAAUUUAAUGUGUAUAUAUCUCUCACUUUAAAAUCAAGUGAUUUGUUUCAAACUGCAAAUGCAUAGGCUGAUUUUUUUUUAAAAAAUUUCCAUUGUUGUUUGGACCAGUUGGUUUCCAUUAUUUUAUGCAUAUGGGUACUAGUAUAACCAAAGCGAUAUGUUUUAAUCAAUGCUCAUCAUAUUUAAUUGUGUGCUGUAAUUCCCAAUGAACUGUGAAUAAAUGUAAUUUUUAAAAUAAAGAAUAUUUGAAUAUAAA
This is a messenger RNA of Plectropomus leopardus (leopard coralgrouper), 5273 nucleotides long. It is a transcript of the gene chpfa, whose product is annotated as chondroitin polymerizing factor a. The record is from RefSeq and is a predicted model, not a curated record. Gene Ontology annotation, molecular function: glucuronosyl-N-acetylgalactosaminyl-proteoglycan 4-beta-N-acetylgalactosaminyltransferase activity. Gene Ontology annotation, cellular component: Golgi cisterna membrane. Lineage: Eukaryota; Metazoa; Chordata; Actinopteri; Perciformes; Serranidae.